GAAAGAUUUUCCUUGUUAAUCCCGCCACUCAGGGCCCAUUUUGCCAUUUAUAGCAGCUAAGCUUCAUGUUGGCUUGAGAAAGGUCGUCUACACCUUCCAGGCAAUAGACAGUCCACAACGAAACAUGGCAUUGCAGGAGGAGUUUAAAGAGUCUGCUGACAAGGCUAAGGCCUUACCUCCGACAACGAAAGAUGCAGACAAACUGAUUUUAUAUGGGCUUUACAAGCAAGCAACAGUGGGGAAUGUUAAUACCGACCGUCCGGGAAUUUUCAGCCCCACAGACAGGGCUAAAUGGGAUGCAUGGAAAGCAGUUGAAGGGAAGACCAAAGAAGAAGCAAUGACAGAAUAUAUCGCAAAAGUGAAGGAGCUGCAGGGAGCAGCUGCUGCAUGAAUGACCAAGCUUUGCAGCCAACCAAGUUUCAGUUUUGCUAUUGUAAUCAGUUUCCUUCUUCCUCGUUUUAGAAUUGAUGUUAAAUCUGGUUGCAUUUCUGGUGUUGAACAAUAAUAAUAAGAAGAAUCAGGUCCAUACAGACUCCAU
Molecule: messenger RNA, 538 nt
Organism: Theobroma cacao (cacao)
Lineage: Eukaryota; Viridiplantae; Streptophyta; Magnoliopsida; Malvales; Malvaceae
Product: acyl-CoA-binding domain-containing protein 3-like
Biological process (GO): fatty acid metabolic process
Molecular function (GO): fatty-acyl-CoA binding
Source: RefSeq, a predicted model, not a curated record